AUGAUUAAAAUGAUGGUGACGGUUGUUAUCGUCUUUACCAUGUGUUGGCUGCCUUUCAACGUGCUUGUGCUUCUACUCAACGAUGAUGCCUUCAAAAUCUGGGAGCCGUUGCCUUACUUCUGGUUUGCAUUCCACUGGUUGGCCAUGUCACAUAGCUGCUACAAUCCGAUCAUCUACUGUUAUAUGAACGCACGCUUUCGCGGUGGUUUCCUGCAGAUUAUUUACCGUGUGCCAGGUUUGCGACGUUGUUGUUGCCUGCGUCGUUAUUUGCAUAAUCGAGGCGAGCGAAAUUACGAUGCUACCGGUGAGAUGACCUUCAAAUUCAAUGCUGGUAAUGGUGGAGGUCUGUUGAGGAAACCUAAAAUUCGCAUUAGGCACGGACGACACAUUCCACUUGCAACGGGUAAACACAUCAACUACAUACAUCAGCACUCGGAAAAAACUCCGAACGAAUUCUAUGCAAAUGAGUCAAUUUUCAUGUGCGGAGGCCACAGUGUUGCGGUAGUGCCAGGCCCAUAGAUGGAGCCAGUCGCAUGUCACCGCACCGCCAACAAGAGCGAAGCUUCAACCGCCCAUUAACACAACGCAAUUCGUGUGAUGGAAAUUGCGAAUCAAUAUACACACACACGCACAUGUAUUCAUAUAAACGUACAAGGAUAGGCUUAGCUCAGUCGAAAAUGCGUGGCAGGCAGAAGCAGAUAGCAGAAGCUGCAAACAGAUUUACAAUUUAAUUUAGCUAUACAAAACACACACAUGCUUACAAAAACAUACAUACAAACAAUUGUGUGCUUUUAUGGUUUUGUUACGGCAUUCCCUACACACAUUAUAAGCAAGUAUGUACAUACAUAGAUAAACCUGAAACCAGGAACAAUUUUAGAUAGUAUAUAAAAAUAAAUUUAAUGCCUAAAAGCCGUUAUCUAAAGCAAAAGCACAGCUUAGCUUUUAAAUUAAAUGUGCUUUUAUUGUCAUUAAACCGAAAAUGAAGUUUUCCCAAUGGAUAUCCUGAAGGCGUUGUCCUUGUCGAAAACCUAAUCUAAAUGCAUUUACGCACACUUAAGCAUACGAGUAUUUAUGUAAGUUUUUUUAAACGAUAUUAAUAUGAUUGUAAAUGAGUAUGUAUGUGUAAUUGAAAAACGUAAACGCCUUAAGGUUCUGUUCAAUUUGCUAUUCUUUCUUCAAAGCUUACAAUUACUACAAUACAUACAUAAGUAACCCGAAAAUCAGACACAUAUUUGCUAGUCUUUCGAAAACCAAAAAAAUCUAGACACAAUUACAUACUUACCCAAAUAGGUGCGGUGUUGAAAUGAUAAGAAAUAACUGUACUGCUGCUUACGUAUUUAAAACGAAAUGUAUGUAGGUAAAUAUAUAUUUGUAUCCCUACUUUUAUAGGCAAAUAUGUAUACGACAACCUUAUCAAAAUCUAAAUCUAUGUAUGUAAAUAAUUAAGUGACGUACUAAAUGUAAACGAAACCAAAGGAUAAAAUUUUGAAAUAAUAAUUUAGUCAAUUUUGAACAUUAUGUAAUAAAUGUAAAGUGAAAC
Bactrocera oleae (olive fruit fly) is the source of this 1540-nucleotide messenger RNA. NCBI's taxonomy places the organism in Eukaryota, Metazoa, Arthropoda, Insecta, Diptera, Tephritidae. The record is from RefSeq and is a predicted model, not a curated record.